AUGGACCAGAAGACAAGCCCGUAUUGUGCAAUGCUUGUGGAUCAAGAUACAAGAAAAGGGGAAUCCAUGGACUUGAGGACUAUCUGCCCAAACAUACUCAACCUGAAUGGAAAAAGAGCACGUUUAUGGAGCACUAAGAUCCCUACCAGGAAACGUUCAGAGGUGGUGUACAAGGACAUAACACCAAUGGAGAGGUUCCAUAUGCAACUUCUCAAGAUGUCAGAAAGUCACGAGUCAACCUCAGAAGAGGUCUUGCUGUUGAAUAACGUGAACAACUUCAUACCUAGUGAUGAAAUAGGGCUUGGAUGUGUUCUUCUUAAACCAGAUGCAUGA
Molecule: messenger RNA, 333 nt
Organism: Sphenostylis stenocarpa
Lineage: Eukaryota; Viridiplantae; Streptophyta; Magnoliopsida; Fabales; Fabaceae
Source: the annotation of a GenBank genome assembly